AUGGAGAGGGAAAGAGAAAUAGGAGAAGGAAGCUCAUUGUCGUUGAGGGAAAAACGAAACCUUAGGGAGAAAGGGAGACGAAUGCGUAUGAAAGAUCUCUUCUGCUUACUCUCUUCCCAUGUUUCUCCAACUCGUAGGUUACCAGUGCCUCAACUUAUAGAUCAAUCGACAUCAUACAUGAUCCAGUUGAAAGAGAAAGUAACGUAUUUGAAGGAGAAGAAAAAAACAUUGUUAGGAGAAGUCAGGUGUCGCUCUGAAAGAUCGUCGUCACUUUUGCCAAAACUCAGUAUUCAUUCACGGGAUUCGAUCAUAGAGAUGAACCUCAUUAUCAGUGAUAACGUGAAAAGAUUAGCUCUACAUGAGCUUAUGAGAGUUUUUGAAGAAGAAGGAGCUCAAGUUAUGAGUGCUAAUCUCCAGAACUUGAAUGAUAGGACCGCUUAUACAAUCAUAGCCCAGGCAAUCAUAUCUCGCAUCGGCAUUGAUCCAUCAAGAAUAGAAAAGAGAGUAAGGGAGAUCAUAUACUGA
This is a messenger RNA of Raphanus sativus (radish), 525 nucleotides long. Its product is annotated as transcription factor bHLH167-like. Gene Ontology annotation, biological process: regulation of transcription by RNA polymerase II. Bases 1 to 525 code for a protein of 174 amino acids. The transcript has 3 exons. Lineage: Eukaryota; Viridiplantae; Streptophyta; Magnoliopsida; Brassicales; Brassicaceae. The record is from RefSeq and is a predicted model, not a curated record. Gene Ontology annotation, cellular component: RNA polymerase II transcription regulator complex. Gene Ontology annotation, molecular function: RNA polymerase II transcription regulatory region sequence-specific DNA binding; protein dimerization activity; DNA-binding transcription factor activity, RNA polymerase II-specific.